UCAAGAUAAUUCAAUACGCUACAAAAACAACUUCUGCCCGUCAGACAGAAGCACGAAACAGUCUGAAUUCUUAAGUCGGUGACUAAAUUGUGAUGCCACCGGAAUAAAUAUUUGGCAUUCACUGACCACUAUUCUGCUUUUGUUUAUUGUUAAUCGGCUAUUUUUAUGGUUAGCAUGUUUGCUAACGAAGACGGGAGUUGGCGAAGUGAUUUCUCUCGCGUUACUCUCCUCUCUGCUCAUUGUAGCUGCCGUCAUGGUCGUACUGAGAGGAAUCCCCUCAGUUUUGUCACCUGAACUGCUCUAUGCCCUCGCUAAAAUGGGUCACGGGGAUGAGAUUGUGCUAGCUGAUGCAAAUUUCCCAGCAUCUUCCAUUUGUGCUUGUGGUCCAAAAGAGAUCAGAGCUGAUGGUUUGGGGAUCCCACAGCUUUUGGAGGCCAUUUUGAAACUGUUGCCCCUGGACACCUACGUCCCCUGUCCGGCUGCAGUCAUGGAUCUGGUAGACAGCGACAAACAGAGAUGUUUAGCUGUCCCAGUGUGGGAGACCUACAGAGAGCUGCUGAACCACGCUGGCUCUCAGUCUCCUCUUGAGAUGGUGGAAAGAUUUGCUUUCUAUGAAAGAGCCAAGAAGGCCUUCGCUGUUGUGGCAACAGGGGAAACCGCUCUGUAUGGCAACCUGAUACUGAAGAAGGGGGUCAUCCCUGCUGAUCAGCUGCAGUGAUAACCACACAUUUUCACAUUUGUUUAAUUCAGAUGAUUUCUGUUAAAUGCAAAUGGUUUUUCAGUUUUUGAUUUGUGUUACACGCAUUUUCUUCAGUCAUUUCAGUCAAUAAUGUAAUUAUUUUCUGUUGAAAUCAAGGGAAUAUUUUUGCAUAAAAAUUCAAAACAACUUUUGCUAAUUUAAAAACACUAAAUAUGAUCUAGCUGAUCUUUAGAUUACGUUGAGUUGGCAUCAGCCUUUGUUUUUGUAAAUAAUUUACACAUUUUGCAUCAUUUCAUUAAAUAAAACACAAGAAGUCUUUAAAA
This is a messenger RNA of Amphiprion ocellaris (clown anemonefish), 1023 nucleotides long. It is a transcript of the gene fuom, whose product is annotated as fucose mutarotase. The coding region runs from base 254 to 718 and encodes 154 amino acids. The transcript has 6 exons. The record is from RefSeq and is a predicted model, not a curated record. Gene Ontology annotation, molecular function: racemase and epimerase activity, acting on carbohydrates and derivatives; fucose binding. Gene Ontology annotation, biological process: fucose metabolic process. NCBI's taxonomy places the organism in Eukaryota, Metazoa, Chordata, Actinopteri, Pomacentridae.